Messenger RNA from Mycena indigotica, 1524 nucleotides. RefSeq names its product F-box domain-containing protein. The record is from RefSeq and is a predicted model, not a curated record. The transcript has a single exon. Bases 22 to 1524 code for a protein of 500 amino acids. Lineage: Eukaryota; Fungi; Basidiomycota; Agaricomycetes; Agaricales; Mycenaceae.
CUCAUUCUCAGUCUGUCAUCAAUGGACACUGCAAACUUGCGUGCUCGCAUUGCACGCCUAAAUGAUCAAAUUAACGCGCAGGAGAGACUGCUAGACCAACUGAAAAUGUCUCGAGAUGCACUACUCUCCGAGCUGGAAUGUACUGCAACAUACCCGGUUCUCACCCUCCCCCCCGAAAUCGUCUCCGAGAUCUUCUUCCACUGCCUUUCGCAACCAAACUUUAUUUCUCAGGAUGAAGCUCCGCUUGUGCUGCUCAAAAUAUGCAAGAAAUGGACACAGAUUGCGAAGUCCACGCCGUCGCUGUGGCAAACAUUGUACAUCGACAGCGAGAGAUGGGAAGGCUCCAAGAACAUGAAGCGCUUGUUGAGCACGAUGGAAACGUGGUGUGACGCGGCUGCCCGCCAAGCUCAUAUGCCACUCACCAUGCUUGUCCACGGUCCAACAGAUAUGGACUUCUCGCCAUUUAUCGGAAUGCUGAAAGCAUUGGCGCCGCGAAUUGUCUCGCUCGAUAUGUGCAUUUGGCAAGAUUCGAUUCCCUUGUUCAAGGGCCAUGCAUUGCAGUUGGAACGCUUGCGCGAGCUACACUUUGAGCUCUUAGAUUUGAGCCACCCAAUGGUCGACUUCGGCAUUCUAGAGGACACCAUUCCCGAUAUGUUUGCUGCCCCCGACUCGUUGUCCAAAGUUGUACUCCGGGAAUCCACAUCCAUGUCGGCGCUCACGCUUCCGUGGAAACAACUGACAGAGUUCCGAUGUGAAUCAUACACAACAACUCAGGUGCUUCAGGCAUUGCGUCUCCUUCCAAAUUUGAUCCGGUUAGAUGCGACUCUUUCUGAUGGUCCCGAAGAAGAAAGCGAGCUGGCUUCGCAUUGUCAUCCAAAUCUUCAACAUCUCUGCGUAGCUAUGGUGGAACUUGACGAUACCAGUGUGGUGACACGGCGAAGGCCAUUCAUCGACCUGCUUACCCUGCCCAAAUUGCAGAGUCUCGAGAUGCCCUUCGUCGGCGAUGCGACACUCAAGGCCUUUUUUCGACGUUCUGAGUGUCCUCGUCUCAAGAAGCUUCAGUAUAGAGCGAGCGAUCACGAUCAUCUCGAUGUCUUUGACUCGGUCGAGUUCACACACGAGGUUAAUGAGCUGCACUUGCAAUAUCCGUCGGGGCCACUGCUUCGUUUAUUUGCAUACUGGAUGGCUUGCAGAGAGGAUUUUUUCCCUGCUCUCGAAAAGCUGACAAUUGAAUGCCGAGAUUUUUCGCCACAAGAACAACACAUCAACGAUAAGGAAUGCACACUGGGAACCCUUCUUUUCCACGGAGAAAUUGUCAUUCAAGGUCGUAAUAAUGACCGUCCCGAAUUAUUCAAGAAUCUUGCCAAAAUCAAAGUCGCCCGUCUUUUUCUUGUUUAUCCAUCUCCUAAUUGGAUGACACCGGAAGUUCCGGAAGAGCGUCUAGCACCCUACAGAAGGUUUCAGCAUCAAGGAAUAGAUAUUUUCAUUGGCACAGAGGAUUCGAGUUUAUCUUUGUUGUCGUAG